CCGGCCGGAAGCGGCGGCGCGGGGCGGAGCAAUCAUGGCGGCUAUGGCGGCGCAGCAGCGUGAGCUGGGGCGGCUCUCGGCACUCGCCGUGUACCGUCGGGUGGCGGGGGCCGGGCGGAUGGAGCGGCGCCGCCGCGGGGCCCCGCUGCCCGCGGGCCGCAAGCGGGCCAAGGCGCGCCUGAGGGAGGCGGCGGCUCGGAGCCGGAGGCGCCGCCGCCCGCCGCGCCCCCGAGCCGCGUGGAGCUCCCCGUGGAGGCUCCCAUGGAGGCCCCCGUGGAGCUUCCCGUGGAGGCUCCCAUGGAGGGCCCCGUGGAGCUUCCCGUGGAGGCCCCCGCGGACCCUCGGCCCGAGGCGACGGCCGCCGAGCCUGACGCGAAACGGGGUAGGCCCGAGGCGACGGCCGCUAAGCCUGACGCGAAACCGCGGGGUUGCCGAGCCUGACGCAAAACCGCGGGGUAGGCCCGAGGCGACGGCCGCUAAGCCUGACGCGAAACCGCGGGGUAGCCGCAAGGCGAUGCCGGGCGGCCCGCGGCCGGCGCGGGAGAACGGCGGCGGUGUGUCGGGGCUGCUGCGGCGGCUGGCGCGGCUGGAGGACAGCCGGCAGCGGGCGGCCGAGCUCUUCCGCUGGAUGCUGGCGCCGGUAGCGCCGGCGGAGUUCCUGGGGCGGCACUGGGAGCGGGCGCCGCUGCUGGUGCGGCGGGGCGACCCCGGCUACUACGCGGGGCUCUUCUCCACGGCCGACUUCGACGCCGCGCUGCGAGGAGGAGAGGUUCACUUCGGCACCCACCUGGAUGUGACCAGCUAUGCCGAGGGAGUGCGGGAGACGCACAACCCCUCCGGCAGAGCCCUGCCCGCUGUCGUGUGGGACUUCUACCAGAACGGCUGCUCCCUGCGCCUCCUCUGCCCGCAGGCCUUCUCCGCCACCGUCUGGCACUUCCUCUCCAUCCUGCAGGAGCAGUUCGGCAGCAUGGCAGGGGCGAACACCUACCUCACGCCCCCGGGUACGCAGGGCUUUGCCCCUCACUAUGAUGACAUCGAGGCCUUCGUGCUGCAGCUGGAGGGGAAGAAGCACUGGCGUGUCUACAGGCCCCGAACAGAUACUGAGGUGCUGCCCCAGUUCUCCAGCCCAAACCUCACGCAGGCUGAACUCGGCGAGCCUGUGCUGGAGACUGUGCUGGAGGCCGGGGACCUGCUGUACUUCCCCCGUGGCUUUAUCCACCAGGGUGAUUGUCUCCCUGAUGCGCAUUCACUCCACAUCACUGUGUCUUCCUACCAGAGGAAUUCCUGGGGGGACUUUCUGCAGAAGCUGCUCCCAGCUGCCCUGCAGAUGGCCUUGGAGGAGGACGUGGAGUACCGGCGGGGGCUUCCCAUGGACUACCUGCGGUAUAUGGGGGUUGCUAACUCCGACACAGCUGAUGCUCGGCGAACAGCCUUUGUGGAGAAGGUGCAGAGCCUUAUAAAGAAACUUGUUGACUAUGCACCCAUCGAUGCUGCUGUGGAUCAGAGAGCCAGGUCGUUUCUUCAUGACUGUCUCCCUCCGGUGCUCACUGAAAGUGAAAAGGCGCAGAGUGUCUAUGGCUUCCCGGCCCAGUGGCAAGACGGAGGCCCCUGCAAUGUUGAUAUCCUGAUAACAAAAGACACUGAAGUACGCCUGCUCCGUCAUGGCGUCGUUAGACUGUGUAAUGAAGAAGCAGGUGUGAUGCUGUACUACACUACAGAAAACUCAAGAGUGUAUCAUAAGGAAGAACCCAAGUUCCUUGAGCUAGAUCCUGAAUAUACAGACAGUAUUGAAUUUCUCUUGUCUUCCUAUCCAAAUCAUGUAAGUGUGGCUAACCUUCCAUGUGAAACCUUGGAGGAAAAGAUUUCUCUAGCUACACUUCUGUUUGAGAAAGGUAUUCUGACUACGAAGAAGCCUCUGGCAAAAGCCUAACUCUUAUUUUUUCAGAAAAUAAAAGUACACUUGUUUAGAAAA
Messenger RNA from Passer montanus (Eurasian tree sparrow), 1972 nucleotides. RefSeq names its product ribosomal oxygenase 1 (gene RIOX1). The transcript has a single exon. Gene Ontology annotation, cellular component: nucleolus. Bases 35 to 1930 code for a protein of 631 amino acids. Gene Ontology annotation, molecular function: histone H3K36 demethylase activity; histone H3K4 demethylase activity. NCBI's taxonomy places the organism in Eukaryota, Metazoa, Chordata, Aves, Passeriformes, Passeridae. The record is from RefSeq and is a predicted model, not a curated record.